Molecule: messenger RNA, 2237 nt
Organism: Prorocentrum cordatum
Lineage: Eukaryota; Dinophyceae; Prorocentrales; Prorocentraceae
Source: the annotation of a GenBank genome assembly
CCUGAGGGUUACGCACGAGAAUCGCGCUGCUUUUUUCACGCGCGCUGUUAUUGCCCACGUGGUGCGCAAUCGCAAACAUGGCUGGCAGUCUUCCUCAGCACGACGGCGAGGUUGACUGGCAGACGCUGGAGCCGCUAAAUGCGGACGUCCUCGAGAGGCUCUUGGCGGCGCACACGCCACUUCCCAGGCAACAUGCUGGACCUGCAGUGGACGCGGACGAGGAGGUCAUCGACUUGUACAGACGCCGAGCCGAGCAAGUUUUCGCAUCACUGCUGGCCGAGGCCAGGGGCCCAGUGGAGCAAGCCGCGCUCGGCGCGAGUGCGCAGAACGUCGAGGGCGCCAAGGGCGCGGACGCAGGCCCGUGCGCCAAGGGCCGGGGGAAGCAGCGCAGCCCGGCGAAGGGCGGCGCGCCGCCGCCGCGGGAAGGCUUUGCGGCGGGAGCCCUGGAGCUUGGCGCUGGAGGAGACGAUCCAGCUGCCGUCGAGGCGGUGGUGGAAGAGUGCGCCCGAGGGGCCGCUGUCGCAGAAAGUGGCGAGGCCUCGGAGCACGCCGAGCAGUCCGCAUCGCCAGAGGGCACUGGCGGGGCCAGUGCGGGCCCUACCGAGGCCACGAUCCUAGAGGCCGCCGUGGAUGCCGCGGCCGACGGGGGCACCAGCGAGGCCGUGGAGGACGCCCCAGAGGCCGUCGAGGUGGGCGCCGUGGAGUCCGCGGUCGACGAGGGCACCGAGGCUGCCGGCGGGGACGACGACCAAGGGGCCGCUGUGGACUCUGCCUGGGCCGCCGAGGAGGCCGCAGUCGACGGGAGCAUGGAUUGGGCCGGCGAGGGCGCAGUCGAGGCCGAGUUGGACGGCGAGUACGAGGGCGAGUGGCCCGACGGGGGCACCACGCAGGAAGCUCGGAAGCUGGGCCAGCCCGCUCUGGCACACUUCCUGGACCUGUUUGCCAACGACGACUGGUACGAAGCCCUGGGACAAGAAGUCCCUACAGCGGAUGACGUGUACGAGCACGAGCUUCCAGCAGUCUAUGUGGAGGACAAAGAUGCUGGCGACGUGGCGUGGUCUUAUUGGCAUGACCCGUGGGGCUUGUUGGAUGAGGACGACGAGAAUAACAGCGGUUGCGUCGACCGUGGUGGAGCAAUGGUUCAGGCUCCUAAAGGCGCUCGGUCCGACGUGUGCGUGCUCUACAUUCACGGCGGAGCCUUCUGCGUGAACUCGUGCUGGGACAACCUCUACAAGGGCUUCUGCUCGUGCCUGGCCGCGGCCACGGGCAUGACGGUGGUGUGCCCGGACCACCUCCUGUCCGGGGAGAACCGGCCCUUCACCGCCGAGCGCAUCUGCAACCAGCUGGUGCUCGACCUGCUGUGGCUGCGCGAGUUCGACCCCGUCACCAUGGAGCCACGCACGGCUCCCGCGGACAUGAUCAUCGCCGGGGAUUCCUCCGGCGGGACGCAGGCCUUCUCGGUGUUGGCCCUGAUGGCCCGGGACCACCCGGAUUUGGUGUCUUCUAUACGUGCAGUGGUGAUGUUAUCGCCGGCGAUGGAUUUGACAUGCUGCUCUCACACGUACGUCAGCAAUGCGUGGUGCAAGGAUACCUACACUGGCGACGCAUACUUCCAAGAGGAGGUCUCAUUAACAAGGCAGAAAUUCUCCGCGAUCGACGCCACCUACGUGGGCUCCGAGGAUGCGCUGCAGGACUGCGUCUACAGCCCCUACUGGCUCCUGCGCGGGUGGGACGACGAGCUCCUGGCGGCGCUGGAGAAGGCCCGGGUGCCCAUCUGGAUGUGCAUCGGCAGCGCAGAGGCUCUCGUCGGAGAGACGCUGGACUUUGCCCAGAAGCUGAAGCACAAGCUGCAGAUGGAGGUCUGGCUCCACGAGGCCGCCUUCCACACGUUCAUCCUGGUUCCUCGCGCGCCUUCGAUGCCAGAGUUCCCCAGUCAAGAGGUGGCGAUGAGGAACCUCAUCAAUUUCAUCCACAGGGUCGUUGGCCCACGGCAUGCGCCACGCAGCGCAGAUGAGCCUCCUGUACUGAGGCAGGGAAUCCACUACUACAUUGAUGAAUGGUAGGACGUCUUCAAGGAUCGUCGUGGACACGGAGCGGGCGACUCGCCGCCGCGAGGGGCGGCGCCCGCCGCCCCCGCGCCGGCCGUGCCCCCGGCGACCUCCGACGCCUCGACGCCUGCAGAGCCCCCUCGCUGCCCGCCCGCGGCCCCCGCCGCGGGCGCCCUCCGAGGCCCCGCC